CUUAAGUUAUCAAAAUAAAUACAUCUCAGUCGUGUUCUUCUAAAAUUCGUUGCUAGUAAAUUGAUCGACCAGUCACCUCCUCGACCAGCGAAAAUGGACGUGCGCCAAUCAAUCUCACUGCAAAACCAUGUCUCCAUGAGCCUCGCCAAGAACGUGAUCUCCACCGUCUCUAAACCCUCCAACGUCAUCUUCUCCCCGGCAUCGAUCAACGUCGUCCUCGGCAUAGUCGCCGCCGGAUCCACCGGCGCGACCAAAGACCAGAUCCUCUCUUUCCUCAACUUCCCUUCCAUCGAUCAUCUCAACACCUUCUCCUCCGAUAUCGUCUCCGCCGUCCUCGCCGACGGCAGCGCUAACGGCGGCCCUAAACUCUCGGCCGCUAAUGGCGUCUGGAUCGAUAAGUCUCUGUCCUUCAAACCUUCUUUCAAGCAGCUCUUGGAUGGUUCUUACAAAGCUGCUUCUAACCAAGCAGAUUUUCAGACAAAGGCUGUGGAAGUGAUUGCUGAAGUGAAUUCAUGGGCUGAAAAGGAGACGAAUGGGCUCAUCACUGAGGUUCUACCGGAAGGAUCAGCAGACAGUAUGACCAAGCUGAUAUUUGCAAAUGCUUUGUAUUUCAAGGGAACAUGGAACGAGAAGUUCGACGAAUCGCUGACGAAAGACGGAGACUUUCACCUUCUUGACGGUAAUUCCAAAGUGACUGCUCCGUUUAUGACCAGCAAGAAGAAACAGUACGUGAGUGCUUAUGAUGGUUUCAAAGUGUUGGGGCUUCCUUACUUACAAGGAGAGGAUAAGAGACAGUUCUCGAUGUACUUGUAUCUUCCAGAUGCAAACAACGGUUUGUCUGAUCUUCUCGAUAAGAUAGUUUCCAAUCCUGGGUUCUUGGAUAGCCACAUUCCACGCAGACAAGUUAAGGUCGGCGAGCUCAAGAUCCCCAAGUUUAAGUUCUCUUUCGGGUUCGAAGCUUCGGAUGUUUUGAAAGGACUGGGACUGACUUCACCCUUCUCUGGUGAAGAUGGUCUGACUGAGAUGGUUGAGUCUCCAGAGAUGGGGAAGAAUCUAAAGGCAUCAAGCAUUUUCCAUAAAGCGUGUAUCGAGGUGAAUGAAGAAGGAACUGAAGCUGCAGCUGCGUCAGCUGCAGUAAUAAAGCUAAGGUCUUUGGCUGUGGAGGAAGAGAUUAUAGAUUUUGUGGCGGACCAUCCGUUUCUGUUGGUGGUCAUGGAGAACAUAACAGGAGUGAUUCUGUUUAUUGGUCAAGUCAUUGAUCCGUUGCAUUAAUCUUGCUUUUACCUGAGAGUAACCAAAUAAAAUAUGAGUUGUGGUUUGAGGACUUUUUUCCUGCUUUUAACUUUGAUGUGUGCAAUAAUUAAUAAUAAAUACUUUCUUUUUUCACA
Raphanus sativus (radish) is the source of this 1388-nucleotide messenger RNA. Its product is annotated as serpin-ZX. Gene Ontology annotation, molecular function: serine-type endopeptidase inhibitor activity. Bases 94 to 1272 code for a protein of 392 amino acids. The transcript is spliced from 2 exons. NCBI's taxonomy places the organism in Eukaryota, Viridiplantae, Streptophyta, Magnoliopsida, Brassicales, Brassicaceae. The record is from RefSeq and is a predicted model, not a curated record.